Messenger RNA from Parasteatoda tepidariorum (common house spider), 396 nucleotides. Its product is annotated as protein lethal(2)essential for life. The record is from RefSeq and is a predicted model, not a curated record. Gene Ontology annotation, biological process: response to heat; protein refolding. Lineage: Eukaryota; Metazoa; Arthropoda; Arachnida; Araneae; Theridiidae. Gene Ontology annotation, cellular component: nucleus; cytoplasm.
AUCUAUUUUUUGAAAUUCUUCUUUUAAAUCAGAUCAGAUAUUUUAAUAGUUUCAAGACUAAGAAAAAUGACAGAUGAAGCUAAUACUGAGUCUCGGCAAUUUGAACUGAAAUUGGAUGUUAAAAAUUUUACUCCUGAGGAAAUAAAUGUUAAAAAAGAAGGCAGAGAAGUGUCAAUUUCGGCUCAACGCCAGGAGAAGUAUGAGCAAGGGCGAACAUCUAUCUCUCGAUCCGAAAGCUUCAGCCACAAAUAUUUUUUGCCGGACUUUGUUGACGUGGACGCUCUCACCACUGAUAUAACUGAUGGUGUUUUGACUGUAAAAGCACCUUACAAGGAGCAAGAAAUGAUUAAAGGACUUGAAAGAGCAGAGAGAGGCAGUAUUCAUGAGGCGCAAUAA